Frankliniella occidentalis (western flower thrips) is the source of this 1797-nucleotide messenger RNA. RefSeq names its product 3 beta-hydroxysteroid dehydrogenase/Delta 5-->4-isomerase. Lineage: Eukaryota; Metazoa; Arthropoda; Insecta; Thysanoptera; Thripidae. Gene Ontology annotation, biological process: steroid biosynthetic process. The record is from RefSeq and is a predicted model, not a curated record. Bases 291 to 1553 code for a protein of 420 amino acids. Gene Ontology annotation, molecular function: 3-beta-hydroxy-Delta5-steroid dehydrogenase (NAD+) activity. The transcript is spliced from 4 exons.
CCCAAGGUCAACGGCGGGGCCGUCCAGGGCCUUGACCACCGACUCGACCUACCGGACCAGUAUUACGUAUGGCGACCGUGCCAUGCCGGGCGGGGCGGCGAGGCCUGCCCCAACGUGCCCAACCUGCCAGCCAGGCGGGGCAGCGUGGGCUCAAAGAAAGGCAUGCGUGUAAGUUUUGACAGGUGGCACGGAAAAAAAGAGCACUGUGAAUAAAUUGUUUUAAUUUGUUAGUUUCUUUCAUUUUUUCCGAUUAUCGUAGGCCUUGACAAAAUUACAUUCUUAUAUGGUUGAUGAAGGUAGAUGCACUGCCGCUGCAAUAUUGCAGCUCUAACUGUAAGCCAUGUAUUGUUUUCCCCGUGGGGAAAAUCAUCAAGCGUUUUGGACAUUUUCCAGGGGGCAGCGGCUUUCUCGGCCAGCACGUGGUGAAGCACCUGAGGGAAGACGCGGCGGUGUCCGAGGUCCGCGUCGUGGACCUGCGUCCGUUCGAGGAACGCCUGGGGUUGUCCCCGGCGGCGAGCCGCGUCCCCGUGACAUGGGUGCCCGCGGACCUCACCGAGGAGGCCGACGAGGCCAAGUGCGAGGAGGCCUUCGGCGGCGCGGACCUCGUGAUCCACUGCGCGGGCCUCGAGGACCGGUCGUACCCCGCGGACCUGCAGGCCCUGCACCGCCACAACGUUAAGGCGACCGAGGCCGUGGUCUCCCUCUGCCGGCGCGCGAACGUGCCCCGCCUCGUGUCCACCUCCUCCGUGGAGGUCGUGUUCGUGCCGUACCUGCGGAACGCCCUGGGCACGGCGCUCGGCUCCUACUCCGUCAUCGUCAACCAGACCGAGGCCCGCGCGGUGCCGCCGGAGGACCCGUCCGACCUGGAGCCCUUCCCCGCCUCCAAGCUGCGCGCCGAGAGGAUCGUCCUGGCGGCCAACGGCAGCGCGCUCGACAACGGAGGCUCGCUCCGCACCGUGGCGCUGCGCGCCCCCCCCAUGUACGGCGAGGAGGACCGCCAGCUGGUCCCCGGGCUGCUGCGCCUCGCCAGGCUCUUCGAGAACACCCUGCUGCAGCUGGGCGGGCCCAGCCAGCGCCACCAGCACGCCUAUGUCGGUAACGUGGCCUGGGCGCACGUGUGCGCGGGCCACGCGCUCGCCCGGGAGGAGGCCGUGGAGGCGCAGGCCGUGGCCGGGCUGGCCGUGUUCGUGACGGACGAGAGCCCCAAGGGCGACCUGCUGCGCCUGACGCAGUUGCUGCUAACCUUCCCGGACGUGUCCGGGUCCGGGACGCCGUCGCUGGUGCGCGUCCGCGCCUCGCCGCUGCCCACCUGGGUGUCGUACCUGGCCGCCGUCGCCGCCGAGACCCUGGUGACGGCCACCUUCGGGGCGCGCCUGCCCGUCCGGCCCAGCGCCUUCAUCAGCUACCUGUCGUCGUUCGUGUCGCUGAGCCGGCUGCGCGCCGAGACCCGCCUCCGCUACGCGCCCAAGUAUGCCGCCGAGGACGCCAUCGCCCGCAGCAGGGCGUACUACGCGCGGGCCAAGGACCUGCAGGAGGUGGACCCGCUGGACUGAGCGCCGCCGGUGUCCAACGCGGAGAGAGAACAAGUUCCUCAUCGAUCCUUCCCCCGGUCGAAUGUUACUAUUUUUAAGAACAAUUAUUGUAAAGAAGUGUAUUUAAUUAUAAAGUGUUUUUGUAUUGUCUCGCGGCAACUUACUGUAUAUAUUCUUGUUGACUAAUUUUAAUCGUUGUUACCAAUUACGUCGCGCUUAUUACUGCAGAACGAAGUUAAUAAAGUACGUGUUAUUUCUCACAUUA